AACCCCACGCUCGCCAUCGCCCCUUGUACAAUCGCUCUCGCGACGCAGCGCACGUCGAUAAUCACUGCAGGGCAGAUCCGGGACUUUUUUGAAUCGAGCGAUCAAGUGCUACCAGCAACCAUGGCUACCACUGCGCCGCCCAAGGCCAAGCACGAUUGGGCCGACGACGACGACAUCGAGGAGACCUCCUCCGAGCUGCCGCCUCCCCAGACCAUCUCUAACAAGGAUGGCACCAAGACGAUCAUCACAUACCGAUACAACGACCAGGGCCAGAAGGUCAAGACGACUCGCCGGGUCCGCUACAUCACCCAAACCGAGACAGUCAACCCCCGCGUCGCCGCCCGGAAAACGUGGCCCAAGUUCGGCCUGAGCGCAAAGGACCCCCCGGGCCCUGCCCCCGACACCACCUCCGUCGGCGAGAACAUCAUCUUCCGCCCCAGCGUCUCGUGGCGCAAGGAUGCCAAGGAGGAGGGCGCCGACGCCAACGCUCAGGCCAUGAAGGACAAGCUCAAGGACAAGAAGGUCAAGUGCCGUAUCUGCAACGGCGAGCACUUUACAGCCAGAUGUCCUUACAAGGACACCAUGGCCCCUGUUGGAGAGACGACCGCCGCCGAGGCGCCCGCUGGUCUGGCAGACGAUCUCGGUGCCGCUGCUGGCGCUGCCGGGGCUGGCAAGAAGGGUUCCUACGUGCCGCCUGCUCUGCGUGGCGACCGCGGAGCCGGAGAGCGCAUGGGUGGAUCAAAGUACGGCGAGAGGGACGACUUUGCGACACUGCGUGUUACCAACGUCUCAGAGAUGGCGGAAGAACAAGAGCUGCGCGAUAUGUUCGAGCGUUUCGGUCGUGUCACCAGAGUCUUCCUCGCCAAGGACCGGGAAACCGGCAUGGCCAAGGGCUUCGCCUUCAUCAGCUUCGCAGACCACAGCGAUGCCGUCACGGCAUGCCAGAAGAUGGACGGAUUUGGUUUCAAGCAUCUCAUUCUCAGGGUGGAGUUUGCCAAGAAGGCUCAGUAA
This is a messenger RNA of Trichoderma reesei QM6a, 1011 nucleotides long. RefSeq lists its product as uncharacterized. Gene Ontology annotation, cellular component: eukaryotic translation initiation factor 3 complex; cytoplasm. Gene Ontology annotation, molecular function: RNA binding; translation initiation factor activity. The transcript has 3 exons. Lineage: Eukaryota; Fungi; Ascomycota; Sordariomycetes; Hypocreales; Hypocreaceae. Bases 121 to 1011 code for a protein of 296 amino acids. The record is from RefSeq and is a predicted model, not a curated record.